GCGGGGGGAACUUAAAACCGUCUGGUUGGACGAUGCGAGUCGCACAAAAGAAAAAGUCAUUCAGUCUCUUUCAGAAAAGUAACAGUUCAACUCGAAGUGGUGCUACAGCCGAGCUUUGACAAGACUUUUGCGUCAAACUCAUGCACACCAUGCGUAUUUAAAGAGAAAGAACUCGACUGCGCUUGUUUUUUUUUUUAUCUCAGUUUGAUUAACUUUGGAAACUGUUGAGCAGGAAUGAAUUUGCGAAGGACGAUCGGCUUCUUCGCUCUGCUGCUGGGACGUUUUCUGGUGUCAGCGCAGUAUCAGGGCGAAAAUGGGAUUGCAGUCCCGGACCACGGCUUUUGCCAGCCUAUCUCCAUCCCCUUGUGCACGGACAUUGCUUACAACCAAACCAUAAUGCCAAAUCUGGUCGGACAUUAUAAUCAAGAGGACGCCGGCUUGGAAGUACACCAGUUUUACCCUCUGGUUAAGGUACAGUGUUCCCCAGAACUGAAAUUCUUCUUAUGUUCAAUGUACGCGCCGGUGUGCACUGUCCUUGAAAAGGCCAUUCCUCCUUGCCGGUCCAUUUGCGAGCGGGCCAAACAAGGCUGCGAGGCCCUUAUGAAUAAAUUUGGCUUCCAGUGGCCUGAAAGACUGAGAUGCGAAAACUUUCCAGUUCUCGGCGGUGGGCAUAUUUGCGUGGGGCAAAAUGAUUCCACCGUGACCGCGCCGCCCGUCCACAUCCCUGCGCCGGGCACGCCCGGCGUGCUCCUGUAUUCCACCCCAGACAGACCCUUCCGGUGUCCCACCGUCCUCAAGGUACCGUCGUAUUUAAAUUAUAGGUUUUUGGGGGAGGCAGACUGCGCGGCCCCUUGCGAGCCAUCCAGGAGCAGCGGAGGUUACAUGUUCUUCAAUCAGAAGGAAAUCCAAUUCGCCCGAGUUUGGAUUCUCAUCUGGUCGGUCUUGUGUUGCGCCUCCACCUUGUUCACUGUGACGACUUACCUGGUGGACAUGCAGCGUUUCAAGUACCCAGAGCGACCUAUUAUCUUCCUGUCUGGCUGCUACACCAUGGUAUCCAUAGCCUACAUAGCCGGAUUUUUCCUGGGGGACAAAGUCGUGUGCAACGAGAGCUUCAGCGCCGAUGGAUACAAAACUGUGGUCCAGGGGACUAAAAAGGAAGGCUGCACUAUUCUUUUCAUGAUGCUCUACUUCUUCAGCAUGGCCAGCUCCAUCUGGUGGGUCAUCCUGUCCCUCACCUGGUUCCUAGCAGCUGUCAUGAAGUGGGGUCAUGAGGCCAUCGAGGCUAACUCCCAGUACUUCCACUUGGCGGCGUGGGCCGUGCCGGCCGUCAAGACCAUCAGCAUCCUGGCCAUGGGGCAGAUAGACGGGGACACGCUGAGCGGAGUCUGUUUCGUGGGCAUCAACAGCCUGGACCCGUUACGCGGCUUCGUGCUGGCGCCCCUCUUCGUCUACCUCUUCAUCGGCACCUCCUUCCUGCUGGCCGGCUUCGUCUCGCUCUUCCGCAUCCGCACCAUCAUGAAGCACGACGGCACCAAGACGGAGAAGCUGGAGCGGCUGAUGGUGCGCAUCGGCGUCUUCAGCGUGCUCUACACCGUGCCGGCCACCAUCGUCAUCGCCUGCUUCUUCUACGAGCAGGCCUUCCGCGAGCAGUGGGAGCUGAGCUGGAUAAGCCAGAACUGCAAAGGGCUGGCCAUCCCCUGUCCUAUGCACUACGCGCCGCGCAUGAUGCCGGAUUUCACGGUCUACAUGAUCAAAUACCUCAUGACUCUGAUCGUGGGCAUCACCUCUGGGUUCUGGAUCUGGUCCGGCAAGACUCUGCAUUCGUGGCGCAAGUUCUACACGAGGCUGACUAACAGCAGACAAGGCGAGACCACGGUGUGAUCUACUGGAGCAAUUUUAGUGUUGUGUUUUUUUUGUUGUUUGUUUGUUUGUUUACUAGAAUGGUACCUAAUUUUCUGCCAGGGACUUUUUUUUUAAAAUCUUUUUUAUUAUUAUUAUUUUAGUUUUUAAUGCCCAUGCUACUAGCCAAACUGGAGACCAGGACUCGGUCAACUGGCGUUGCAAGAACCAACCAAUCCGAAACCAACGCGGUUGGUUAGCUGGUCGUGUGCCAUUAGUCCUCUCCACCAUUUUCUCUUUUUUUUAAAAAAAAAAGGGAAACCAGCAAUAAACCUCUAAGUGAGAGACCAGAUGGGUAUUCUCAGAAAAGGAGGGGUACGACCGAGAGGAAGGUCGUUUACACCAGCUUUGCUUUGAAUCUGUUAAAUUGUUAGUUGUGUAAUUAAUGUGCUGUAAAUAGAAUUUGUAAAAAAUAUAUAUAAAUAUAAUUAUAUAUUUGUAUUUAAAGAAAGGAUGCUCCCCCCCCCCCCCCAACAGUCUUCCAGCUUGGCAGACAUGUAUUUCUUUUAAAAUGGAGCCAUAGACUCUCUCGAUGUUGUUUUCAUUGGCAGCCUGUGACGGGAUGCAGUUAAACUUUUCUGUCAAACUGAGAUCUGUAAUCAUUUUUUCCUUAUGUACUAGAUUAAGGAAACUGUUUUAUAUUAAAGACAGUCUUUGGAUGUAAA
Molecule: messenger RNA, 2564 nt
Organism: Brienomyrus brachyistius
Lineage: Eukaryota; Metazoa; Chordata; Actinopteri; Osteoglossiformes; Mormyridae
Gene: fzd2
Product: frizzled class receptor 2
Exons: 1
Coding region: 235-1881 (548 amino acids)
Biological process (GO): canonical Wnt signaling pathway; non-canonical Wnt signaling pathway
Cellular component (GO): plasma membrane
Molecular function (GO): Wnt receptor activity; Wnt-protein binding
Source: RefSeq, a predicted model, not a curated record